AUGGUGAUGAUUAUGGCGAAGAAAAAAUUGCAGAGGGCAGACAAAGGAGCGGAAAUUGAGGGAUUAAAAGAGAGAAGAGAGAGAAAGGGAGGUGUAGAAAGAGAAAGGGAGGGUACGCUCGGACCGAUUGUGAAGUAUUGCUUGGCCUCAAGGAAUAUCCAAGUCAAAAACUCGUUAGAGUCCCUGAAGCACCUCACCUCAUCAGCUCGAGUUGAUAAUGCUUUAGAAAACGAGCUCCCUGGAGUGAUGACAGGAAAGAGGCUCGACUCCUCUCAUGAGCUUGUUCCACGUUUGGACGAGUUGGGCUUACAGGUUGGCGUUCUCGGCAGUCUUGGCCUCAAGCUCCAAGGUCAAACGAGUGACAUCCCCCUUAGUGUAGUUGACCAGAGCCCGCAGAGUGACGUUGGCAGCCUCAAGAUCUUCAACCUUUUCUUUCAACUUGGAGACAUCAUCAGAGUCGCCAUUCAAAGCCUCAUGAAGGAUGGGGUCUAG
Messenger RNA from Striga asiatica, 492 nucleotides. Lineage: Eukaryota; Viridiplantae; Streptophyta; Magnoliopsida; Lamiales; Orobanchaceae. The record is from the annotation of a GenBank genome assembly.